Messenger RNA from Anguilla anguilla (European eel), 2252 nucleotides. Its product is annotated as cyclin-dependent kinase 18-like. Gene Ontology annotation, cellular component: cytoplasm; nucleus. Gene Ontology annotation, biological process: protein phosphorylation. Gene Ontology annotation, molecular function: ATP binding; protein kinase activity. Lineage: Eukaryota; Metazoa; Chordata; Actinopteri; Anguilliformes; Anguillidae. Bases 381 to 1763 code for a protein of 460 amino acids. The transcript has 16 exons. The record is from RefSeq and is a predicted model, not a curated record.
AAUACUUCAGAGAAACACGUUUGCUUGUGAUUUUUUAUUUAUUUAUUUUUUUUGUGUUUGUGGUAAUAAUUUUUAAAAUUUAGUUUAUUCUUUUUGAUCAGAGGAGCCUGUAUCUCGGGAGCAAGCUGCAGCACACAGACACACACACACACACACACACACACACACACUCACUCAGGGAAGACGGGGGAAGACUGCGUACCGCGUAGACCCCGCCAGCGCUCUCGGCAGCCUCUGGCUCUGACGGGUGGAAUCCGUCGGAGGGAAAAUUAGCGAGAACCUCAAAGGCCCUCUUCAUUCAUCCGAGACGCUGCUCCCCUUCGCUCUGCUCCUCUCCGCUCCUCUCACCGUCUCCCUCCUGCUAUCGAGAUUCCGACGCGAUGAACAAGAUGAAGAACUUCAAGCGGCGCUUCUCGCUGUCCGUGCCGAGGACAGAGACCAUCGAGGAGACGGAGUUCACCGACCAGAACAACCAGCUCAACGUUCGCCACAAAGCGGAGAGCCGGAGCCUGCGCACGCUGCACCCGGACGGCGGGGUCACGCCUGGGGAGGACGAACCUCGCUUUCCUGGCCCCUGCCUGCGCCUCCCCACCGAGGACGUCAGCAGGCGCAUGUCCCUGCCCAUGGACAUCCGCCUCCCCGCGGGCUUCCUGGAGAAGCUGAGGCAGCAGAUGGACACGUCCCCGCCCAGCAAACCCUCAAGCAGGAUGUCCCGCAGGGCCUCUCUGUCCGAUAUUGGCUUCGGGAAGCAGGAGACCUACGUUAAGCUCGGCAAACUGGGGGAGGGCACGUAUGCCACCGUGUUUAAGGGGCGUAGCAAGCUGACGGAGAACCUGGUGGCUCUGAAGGAGAUCAGGCUGGAGCACGAGGAGGGAGCCCCCUGUACCGCUAUUCGGGAAGUGUCGCUGCUGAAGAACCUGAAGCACGCCAACAUCGUCAUCUUACAUGACAUCAUCCACACCGACCAAUCCCUCACGCUCGUCUUCGAAUACCUGGACAGCGACCUCAAACAGUACCUGGAUAACUGCGGAAGCCUCAUGAGCAUGCACAACGCCAAGAUCUUCAUGUUCCAGCUGCUCAGAGGCCUGUCCUACUGUCACAAGAGGAAGAUUCUGCACCGCGACCUCAAGCCCCAGAACCUGCUCAUUAACGACAGGGGCGAACUGAAGCUGGCCGACUUCGGGCUGGCCCGGGCCAAGUCCGUCCCCACGAAGACGUACUCCAACGAGGUGGUGACGUUGUGGUACCGCCCCCCCGACGUGCUCCUGGGGGCCACCGAGUACUCCACACCCCUCGACAUGUGGGGGGUGGGCUGCAUAUUUUACGAACUGGUGACUGGACGGGCCAUGUUCCCAGGGUCCACCGUGAAGGAGGAGCUGCACCUCAUCGUCCGGCUCCUGGGCACCCCCACGGAGGAGUCCUGGCCAGGGAUCUCAGCCAAUCAGGAGUUUCAGUCAUACCGUUUCCCCCAAUACAGAGCCCAGCCCCUGCUGAACCACGCACCCAGGUUGGACACAGAGGGCAUAGACCUCCUCUCCGAACUGCUGCUGUAUGAUGCCAAACUGAGGGUCUCUGCUGAAGCUUCUCUCAGACACCCCUUCUUCCAAAGCCUAGGGGAGCGUGUACACACCCUGCCCGACAACUCUGCAGUAGUCUCUCUCCCAGAGGUGCAGUUACAGAAGGACCCGGGUUUUCGGGGUUUUCGGGGUACAGGUUUUCAGCAGUCUGCUCGGGGAAAGAGCCGGAGACAGAGCAUAUUCUAAAGCCGGAGGAGGAAGGGGUCAUAAAUCCUGGGGAAUUCCAGCGCACAGGAUUUCUUUUUUUUUUGGGGGGGGGGGGGGUGUCAAAAUCUUCUUCUGCAUGUGUAGCAUCAGGCCAUUGGUCCCCCCUGGGGGGGGGGGGGGGGGGGAGGUCUGUAUUCCCUGUGGAACUCUGUUCUGCACCAUGUGAUGCCUGAAUUCAAUCAUACGUUUUUGUACUGUAACAUUUUGAUUCAUUGUCUGAUUGAUUGUCAUAACAGGUGACAAUACAUAAUGUGAGGAACUGAGAGAGAGAGCUUGAUAGAGAGAGAGAGAGAGAGAGAGAGGAAGAGAGAGAGAAUGUGAGAAACUUCUGCCCUUUGGCAGUCAGCAAAGGACCUAUAAACGUCCCAUUACUGCAUGGAUAUUUAUGGGAUUUGUGGUAAAAAAUUUCAAAUGUUGCAAAAUGUAUAUUUCUACUAUAUAUUUAUCAGAAUACAAAUACAAUUGUGA